This is a messenger RNA of Melopsittacus undulatus (budgerigar), 1936 nucleotides long. It is a transcript of the gene SDR39U1, whose product is annotated as short chain dehydrogenase/reductase family 39U member 1. The transcript is spliced from 4 exons. Lineage: Eukaryota; Metazoa; Chordata; Aves; Psittaciformes; Psittaculidae. The record is from RefSeq and is a predicted model, not a curated record. Bases 750 to 1466 code for a protein of 238 amino acids.
CAUGCGGGUGCUGGAGGUGGGACCGGCUUCGUGGGCACAGCCCUGACCCGGUUGCUGCGGAGCCGUGGCCAUGAAGUGACCCACGUCUCUCGACAAGCGGGCAAGGAUCGGAUCAGCUGGGUAUGGAGAGGAGCGGUCAGAGGAGGGAGGAUGCGCCGGGGCUGAGGAACCGGCCCCCUUGCCCCGGCCUGCUGUGGCAUACAGGGAAUGUGCAGGGGGGGUUCUCGGUCCUGUGGAUGUUCUCUUGGCCUCCUGGGUGCUCCAUGGCUUCUGCUGGCGCUCCAAGGAGCGAAACCAUCUCCACUGUUGCUUGUGCUCCAGGCAUGGUCAUAAGGGAGCUGGCUGGAGUUCUUAGGAGUCUGCACUGCUUGGUUGUUGGGAAGGCUUGAGCAGAGGGGAGGCUGCUGUGUGAUGUCCCUGUUAUCCUGCCUAGGAGCAGCUAGCCCAGUCUGGAUUGCCCCAGUGCGACGCUGUGGUGAACCUGGCUGGUGAAAAUGUCCUCAACCCUUUCCGCAGGUACCUUGGUCUCCCACGGUGCUGUUCCCAAGUGAAGGCAAGGCAGGCCAGUGCUGACAGAGAUGUGGAAGGGAUCUGGGGAGGAAACCCUAAUGGCUAUCAUCCCCCAAAGUCCCCAUGUACUACGUGUCCUCCGCCUGUUUUGGAGCAUGGGGGUGUUCUUGUGACCUCUCCUGUGCUUGUCAACAGGGGUCUGGUGGGAGUCCCUUGGUGCUGUUUCCUGGGAUGCCCCCAUGGGGAUUGUCAUUGGUGGCUCUCCCUUUCCCAGGUGGGGCGAUGCCUUCUGCAGGGAGAUCAUCAGAAGCCGCGUUGAGACCACCAAGACCUUGGCCAAAGCCAUUGCUGAUGCUGAGCAGCCGCCUCAUGCUUGGGUCGUCGUCACCGGCGUAGGCUAUUACCGCCCUAGCCCCACAGCAGAAUAUACUGAGGACAGUCCUGGGGGGGACUUUGACUUCUUUUCACGCCUGGUGAGCUCCUGGGAGGCUGCAGCUCUCAUCCCUGGGAGCCCAACUCGUGGUGUUGUGGUGAGAUCUGGGGUAGUGCUGGGCCAAGGUGGUGGUGCAAUCUCUCAAAUGAUCUGGCCUUUCCGUCUUGGACUAGGAGGCCCAGUGGGCUCUGGGCUCCAGCCCUUCCCAUGGAUCCACAUUCGGGACCUGGCUGGGAUUGUGUGUCAUGCCCUGGAGACUGAGGGCCUGCGAGGUGUCUUCAACGGUGUGUCUCCAUCCUCCCCUGCCACCUCCAAUGGCAUCUUUGCUCGGGAGCUUGCUGCUGCCCUGGGGCGCCCGGCGGUGCUGCCCAUGCCCGCUUGGGCUGUGCGGGCUGUCUUCGGUGCAGAGCGGGCUGUGAUGCUGCUGGAAGGCCAGAAAGUGGUGCCAAAACACACCCUGGAGAGCGGCUACAGCUUUAUCUUCCCAGACCUGCCAUCAGCACUGAAGGACAUCGUGUCUUGAGGACUCCUCGGUUGUGCUGUGUUGGGCCCUGUUUCUGUGAGCAGCCUGGCUCGUGUGCCUUCCCCUGGGUGAAAGAGGCAAGGCCUGCCCAUUGUCAACACUUCCCUACUGCUGUACAAAGAAGAUGAGCAAUCUGUUCCCCCUCUGUCUCCCUUUGUGCAUCCCCAAUUUAGGAGUCAUCCCUCUUAACUGUUAUCUGCAGUCUCCACAGGACCUGCUUUUGGGCAGGAGAAUCAGCCCCUCUGAGGGUUGUGACUGCAGAAUCUGCCAUCUUCCCUUUUCCACUCAUGCUGAUCCCUCAGCGGCUGGCACUUAGCACUUGUAGCACAAAUACAUGGGAUAGAGUGAGGUUACACAGAGCAUUUUGAAAAGGUUUUAUAUGAAGAUGGGACAGGCUGCGGUAAUAAAAUAUUGAGUUCAGCCAGGCCUGUACUCACUGGCCCUGGUUUACACCCAAUAUGCCUCUUUUA